ACAAUGGCUACUGCAAAGCAGACCCUGUCGGCUGGCCUGGAAAAGAUACAGCAGUCCGUUGACGGUGGCGCUAGUGCAAAAUUGACAGACCUACAGAGGGACAGCAAGAAUGUCUUCGACUCGAGCAAUCGAAUCACCACCGAUUUUGGCGUCAGGCAAAACACGACUGACGACUGGCUCAAGGUGCACUCCGAGGACCACACUGGUCCCAUGUUGUUGGAAGAUCACGCCGCUCGAGAGAAGAUCAAUCGUUUCGAUCACGAGCGUAUUCCAGAGCGAGUUGUCCACGCCCGUGGUUCAGGUGCUUUUGGCACUUUCAAGUUACACACGAGCCUGGAGCAGUAUACCACGGCCAAAGUGCUCACUGAUACAUCCCGCGCAACGCCUACGUUUGUCCGCUUUUCAACAGUACUGGGUAGCCGAGGGUCUGCAGAUACUGUUCGUGAUGUGCGCGGUUUCUCCAUCAAGCAUUACACACCUGAAGGCAACUGGGACGUGGUAGGGAACAACAUUCCAGUGUUCUUCAUCCAGGACGCGAUCAAAUUCCCAGACGUGAUUCAUGCCGGCAAGCCAGAGCCGCACAACGAGGUGCCUCAAGCACAGUCGGCCCACAACAACUUCUGGGAUUUUCAGUACCUGCAUACAGAGGCAACUCACAUGUUCAUGUGGCAUCAAUCUGACCGAGCCAUUCCGAGAUCGUACCGCAUGAUGCAAGGGUUUGGGGUGAACACCUUCACACUCGACAACGCGAAGGGAGAGAGAUUUUUCGUCAAGUUUCACUGGACACCGCAUCUCGGUGUUCAUAGCUUUGUGUGGGACGAGGCCCUCAAACUGGCAGGCCAGGACCCUGACUUCCACAGAAAAGACUUGUGGGAGGCCAUUGCGAGUGGAGCAUUCCCCAAGUGGGACUUUGGUAUUCAGGUAAUUCCAGAAGGUCAAGAAGACACGUACGAUUUCGACAUUCUUGAUGCCACUAAGAUCUGGCCCGAGGAUCUCGUUCCAGUUCAGUAUGUGGGCGAGCUUGAGCUCAACAGGAACCCAGACGAGUUCUUCCCUCAGACUGAGCAAGUGGCAUUCUGUACUGGUCAUGUCGUCCCUGGCAUCGGCUUUUCCGACGAUCCUCUGCUUCAAGGUCGCAACUUCAGCUACCAGGAUACUCAACUUUCUCGCCUCGGUGUCAACUUCCAGGAGCUACCUAUCAACCGACCUGUUUGCCCCGUCAUGAAUCACAAUCGGGACGGUGCUAUGCGGCACACCAUCACAAAGGGCACUGUGAACUACUGGCCCAACAGAUUUGAGGCAACGCCGCCCGCUGCCAAGAACGAAGAACCAAUGCCGUACGUCGAUUUCCCGGCCAAGGUGGCUGGUAUCAAGGCUCGACUCAGAUCCAAGAAGUUUCAAGAGCACUUUAACCAGGCCCAGCUCUUUUACAACUCGCUAUCUAAGCCAGAGCAGAUGCACGUUGAGUUUGCUCUAAGUUUCGAAUUGGAUCACUGCGAAGACCCGAUAGUUUAUGAAAGGAUGUCUCAGAGACUGGCAGACAUCGAUCUCACGCUCGCGCAAAAUGUCGCUGCCCUUGUCGGAGGCACUGUUCCCGAUAAAGCGGGCCGACCCAAUCACGGCCAAAAGACAAUCAACGUCAGUCAGACCGAGUUCCCCGGAAAGGUGCCUACCAUUGCCACUCGUCGCGUAGCCAUAAUCAUAGCCGAUGGUUUCGACAAGACAGUCUACAACGGCAUCGUCACAGCUUUGAAGGGAGCAGGGGCGCUGCCGUUCACUAUAGCACCAAGACGCUCGGUCAUAUAUGCUGCGGGUGAAACCAAGGACAACAGCAAAGGCACACAGCCUGAUCACCAUCUCGAGGGCAUGAGAUCGACCAUGUUUGACAGUAUUUUCCUUCCAGGCGGAGCAGAUUCUGUGUCGACUCUCCGCAAGAAUGGUCGAGCUCUUCACUGGAUCCGCGAGGCUUUUGCACAUCUCAAGGCCAUCGGAGCCGUCGGCGAGGCAGUGGACUUCGCAAAAUAUGCGUGUGCAUUGCCAGGUAUGGAGUUUUCCGCCAGCGAGGCUGUCACCAAUAGCUAUGGCGUUGUCACAGCCAGCAAGGUGCAAGCGGAAAGCUUCAAAGAGACUGUACAGCUUGCCAAAGGCGCUGUUGAUUUUGUUGGUGCAUAUUUCUAUGCCAUAAGCCAACACAAGAAUUUCGACCGUGAGCUGCAAGGAUUUUGCCAGAUGGUAGCAUACUGA
Molecule: messenger RNA, 2244 nt
Organism: Sphaerulina musiva SO2202
Lineage: Eukaryota; Fungi; Ascomycota; Dothideomycetes; Mycosphaerellales; Mycosphaerellaceae
Product: CAT2 catalase
Exons: 3
Coding region: 4-2244 (746 amino acids)
Biological process (GO): response to oxidative stress; hydrogen peroxide catabolic process
Cellular component (GO): cytosol
Molecular function (GO): heme binding; catalase activity
Source: RefSeq, a predicted model, not a curated record